CAGUGCGCUCAUAACAUGCACAAUAUUACUAUAUUAUAGGUCACUAAACUAACGAUAAACGAAUACUAUGAUAUUAUUAUACGACAGACGACAGUAUUUAUUAUAAUCAGUGUAAUCUGUAAAGCUUUAUUUGUUUAUUGUUUACCACAUCUGAGUGCCCGAGUGGGCCGAGUGUUAGAAUCGACAUUCCAGUAUUCAAUAAAGGUUGUUUCAAAAAACAGUUGUGAUUUCAAGCACCAUUCAUCGCUCUUCUAUUCGGUCGAAAAUCUUUGUUGGAUAUGUUCACCACGCAGCGUUGUUGAGUCCAUCAAAUUACCAGGGAUAUUACCUAUAAACCUAAACAUAAAAAUCAGUGGACAGAAAUCAAUAUCCAGUAUCCUUAWCAUUAACAGCCAUGUCGUCACUGAAAUGGUUUGAAGGCGAUUCCAAAGCAGCACUUCAACAAAUGACGGACMGAAAUUGUGCAUUUUUGAUCUAYAUAGGUAAUGGAAAUGAUGAUCUUACAAAGAUUUUUGAAGACCCAAAUAUAAUUCAAUUGCUGAAUAAUGAACUCAUUUUAUGUUAUAAAAUGGAUCCACUAAGCCCAAGUUUUAAAAACUUUGAAGAUAUUUUCAAUAAUGUUGUUAUUCCAUCAAUUUAUUUACUAGAAAAAAAUAAUACUCAACAACAUAUCAUAAACAAAAAAGAAGUUUUGACAAAUCUUCAUGAUAUUCAUCUGGAUUUAAAACGUCAACUGUUGAAUGCUAUUUGUUGUAUUAUCAAAGAUAUUUCUGACACAAUCAAUGUCAAUGACAAUAAACAGAAAUAUUUACAAUACUUGACUGAAAUUACUAAAAAGUUGCAGCUCAUCGAUAGUGCUAAUAUAAAUGCUGAUGUCCAAAAAGUUACAGAAGAAACUAAAAAAUCUAAUGGUACUGCAAAAAUUAAAUUCAAAGUUCCACAUAAGGAUAUUACAAUUGUUAAAGAAUUUCAAACAACUUCUACACUCAGAGAUAUUGCAACUUAUAUAUUAUGUAAAGUUAAUCUCUCAGAAAGAGGUAUAAAAUUUAUAGCUCAUCGACAAUUUAUUGAACAAGAUUUUAACCAAACAUUGGAUGCAUUAAAUUUAUGUCCGUCAUCAACCAUUUAUGUACAUCUAGAUAUGGAACAAUCAAACCAUUGGUUAUAUUCCGUACUCAACUAUCAAUCUUGGCUWGGGAGUGUACUUAAUUUUAUCAUAAUCAAUCCAUUUCAUUUUAUUCAACAUUUUUUAACAAGUUUUGUGAGACCAUCGCCAUCUAUUGAAGCUUCAAGAACGAUUAAUCGUCAUACCAAAAAUAAAAAAAAAACUGUCAAAAAGUCGACAUAUAAAACAGUUUCUAAUAUCCAUCAACUGAAUAACAACAACUCUGAUGAUGAUGAAAACAACACAUACAAUGGGAACUCUACACAACAAUUGUAAUAUUUAAGUGUCUUUCAUAAAUAAUUUUUGUAUACAUAAUAUACAUGUGUUAAACGGUGUUAAUUU
Messenger RNA from Diuraphis noxia (Russian wheat aphid), 1507 nucleotides. RefSeq lists its product as uncharacterized. NCBI's taxonomy places the organism in Eukaryota, Metazoa, Arthropoda, Insecta, Hemiptera, Aphididae. Gene Ontology annotation, cellular component: endoplasmic reticulum. The record is from RefSeq and is a predicted model, not a curated record. Gene Ontology annotation, biological process: ERAD pathway.